AUGAAUGAACCAGUCAGAAAAUCUUAUUUUGAUAUUGUUAAACGUAAUUUACGUGCGGCUGAUCGGCAAAUAGUAAAAAUAAUGAAUGAACUGAAUUCGAAAUUCAGUGAUAUUCCCAUUUUUGGAUUAAUGCUCAUUUAUCAGAAAUAUUUCAUUCAUCUUGUGACGGCACCGGAAGAAAUGAUUUUCAGACAUUUAAAGGCGAUAUUUUUUGAUACGGAAGAAAUAAAAUUAGGAAAAGUUCUUCACUUACCAGUUCAGCAUCAUGUUUAUCGGCCCUAUUUGACAAAAUGGUAUUCAAUAAUAACAAAGCCUCCAAUUCUUCUGGAAAAAUUAGAAAACACUGAACUCUCGGAAAUUGAAAGGCACGUUGAAAAUAUGAUGAUUAAAAUUUAUAAGCUUUGUGAAUUUUUAAUGGACACUAAAUUAAAAACAGAUCAAUCAAUUCAUGAAAUUUUGCAAAAUAUCGAGAAAAAAGUGCCUGAAUUUUUACCGGAAAUUACUGUAUUGGAAUAUUUGUUAAACGCAAACAGUCCAGUAUUUUACGAUUUACGUGUACAUUUAAAAAUUAUCGUCGAAAUUCCUUACGUUCACUUUUAUUCAGAUAGAGUGUGGCCGACUCCUUGCAACUUUAUGCCAACAUUUUCAUUUUCCUCAACUACGUCAGGAAAAGACAGGGAAAAAUAAAGAAAAUUCAAACACCUUUAAUAUUCCUUGACAUGUCGACAUAAAUACAUAAAGAAUAAAAAGAAUUUUUUGUAUACAAAGCUUUUUCCUUUUCUCUCGAAAAGAAGAAAAUAACCUUUUUUUCCUCUGACAUAUUCCAAUAAUCUCUUACCAUCUUCAUUGUAUAAAAAUUUUUCUUUUCAAAUUAAUUCAUUUAAUUUGAGUAUCUUAGGGUUUGAUUUCAAAAAA
This is a messenger RNA of Leptopilina heterotoma, 915 nucleotides long. RefSeq lists its product as uncharacterized. NCBI's taxonomy places the organism in Eukaryota, Metazoa, Arthropoda, Insecta, Hymenoptera, Figitidae. The transcript has 6 exons. The record is from RefSeq and is a predicted model, not a curated record. Bases 1 to 687 code for a protein of 228 amino acids.